Messenger RNA from Peniophora sp. CBMAI 1063, 792 nucleotides. Lineage: Eukaryota; Fungi; Basidiomycota; Agaricomycetes; Russulales; Peniophoraceae. The record is from the annotation of a GenBank genome assembly.
AUGCUUUCUGGGUGUCUUGUUCGACUUUGGACGCGCGGCGACGGCACACAUCAUCGGAGUCUCAACCUCUAUGGCCCUAGGGCACUUGCAGAACCCCCCUCCCCCCUUUGCGUCUCGCGUAUGCCGCGCCUCCUGUUCAGCGAGAGGCUUCGACCCAUCACAGGGCUCAAGGGAGAAGAAUAUCUUAAGGCAUUUCUCGACAUUAUACUAGGUCAUCACAUUGCAUGGACCAAUGGCGGGAUAUAUCAUUGUGAUCUCAACCUUACCAAUACCGUGUACAGGAAAGAGGGAGGCAAGGUCUGUGGUGUUCUCUACGACUUCGACCUCGUCUCGACCGACUUUAAGUCACACGAUUACACGGAAAGGCUCGAGCGCACUGGCACGCUCCCAUACAUGACCUUGGACCUCCUACGGGCUCGCUACCUGAACAUUUCCUCUCCGCAUCUUUACCGCCACGACCUUGAGGCGUUCUACUGGAUGCUGGUAUGGACGUGCAGCUGCAUCGUCGACGGCAAAGAAGAUACGGAAGGUCAGAGGAUGGAGUUCGGAACCUGGCGGAAAGGCGACUAUAGGGCUUGCCACGCACGGAAGCUACAGUGGGAGGGUGGUGGUCCGUACUACUGGGAGCAAUUGGUGCAGCCCUCGCAGAUGGCAUUAUGGAUUAUAGCAAAACAGUGGGCAGGAGACCAUAUACUUCGUCAACGCAUCGAAAUCGUGCGACUUCGCUCCAAAGGGUUGAAGGAACCGUACGAGGCAGACCCUUCUGCAACAUGUUGGGAUCGUCAGCCGUAA